This is a messenger RNA of Microcebus murinus (gray mouse lemur), 1474 nucleotides long. It is a transcript of the gene SERGEF, whose product is annotated as secretion regulating guanine nucleotide exchange factor. The record is from RefSeq and is a predicted model, not a curated record. NCBI's taxonomy places the organism in Eukaryota, Metazoa, Chordata, Mammalia, Primates, Cheirogaleidae.
CCCUCUGCGGGCCCCGGCCCCUCGCUGUUCCUCCCGGAAGCGCCGGCGGCGUGUGCACGUAUGAAGCGCGAGCCGUGCGCCUCGGAGGUCGCCCCCGCGGCGGCCGCGCUCUUCGCCUGGGGUGCAAAUAGCUAUGGGCAACUUGGCCUCGGCCAUAAGGAAGAUGUGCUUUUGCCCCAGCAACUGAAUGACUUCUGUAAACCUACAUGUGUCAGGAGGAUCACGGGAGGAGGGGGCCACUCUGCAAUUGUGACAGAUGGAGGAAGCCUUUUUGUUUGUGGCCUGAACAAAGAUGGGCAACUGGGGCUUGGUCACACAGAAGAUGUCCUGUAUUUUACCCCCUGCGAAUCCCUCCUUGGCUGUCCCAUCCAACAGGUGGCCUGUGGCUGGGAUUUUACCAUUAUACUCACAGAAGAUGGCCAAGUUCUAUCAUGUGGAUCCAACUCUUUUGGCCAGUUAGGAGUUCCUCAUGGACCUCGAAGAUGUGUGGUUCCCCAGGCCAUUGAGCUCCUGAGAGAGAAGGUUGUUUGUAUUGCUGCUGGACUGAGGCAUGCAUUAGCUGCUACAGUGAGUGGCAAUGUGUUCCAGUGGGGGACUGGUCUGGCAUCAUCUGGACGACGGUUGUGCCCUGGGCAGACUCUCCCAUUGUUUUUGACAGCAAAGGAACCAAGCAGAGUGACAGGUCUAGAGAAUUCUAAACCAAUAUGUGUUCUUGCUGGUUCAGACCACUCAGCUUUGUUAACAGAUGCAGGAGAGGUGUAUGUUUGGGGAAGCAACAAGCAUGGGCAGCUGGUUACCCAGGCUGCCUUCCUUCCUAUGCCCUGGAAAAUAGAAGCACAUUGUUUUCAGAAUGAAAAGGUCACUGCCAUCUGGAGUGGGUGGACACACCUUGUUGCUCAGACAGAAACUGGCAAGAUGUUUACCUGGGGCCGAGCAGACUAUGGUCAACUAGGGAGGAAGUUGGAGUCUCCUGAAGGCUGGAAACUAGAAAAGCAGGAUUCAUCCCUCCCCUGCUCAAGACCACAGAACAGCGUGCCUUCAUCUCUGCAUUGCUUAAUGGGAGCAACUGAGGUCUCUUGUGGCUCAGAGCAUAAUUUGGCAGUAAUUGGUGGGGCCUGUUACUCUUGGGGCUGGAAUGAGCAUGGCAUGUGUGGAGAUGGCACCGAAGCCAACAUCUGGGCCCCGAAGCCCGUGCAGGCUCUGCGGUCAUCACCAGGACUCCUUGUGGGCUGUGGAGCUGGCCACUCCCUGGCCCUUUGCCAACUGCCAGCGCACCCUGCACCAGGCCAGGAUCCCAAGGUCACCUGCCUUUACCCAGAUGCCACCGAGGACACUGAAUCUCAGGAAACCACAGACAAAGAGAGAAACUGGAAGGGAAGACAAUCAGAAAUUGCAACCCAAAGCCAAUCUGACAGGUCCGGAAAUAGGGGACUGUGAUAAAGAACCUUUAAUAAAGUGGCUUUUCCCACCAAAA